CAGCUUUUAGGUUCACCAAUUAUCUUUCAAAGAGAGAAAGAGAGAGAGGAAAAUGGGUGUUUUUCUUCCUUCAUCACCAGCAUUUCCAGGAGUCUUUCUAUUCUUGUUCAUUACACUGUGUCUCAUCCCUGAGCUUGCACUUGCAAGCAUAACCAGGCACUACAAGUUUGACAUUGUAUUGCAAAAUGUGACGCGACUGUGCCACAGAAAGAGCAUUGUGACAGUAAACGGACAGUUUCCUGGGCCUCGCAUUGUAGCUAGGGAGGGAGACCGCCUUCUUAUCAAGGUGGUCAACCAUGUCCACAACAAUAUCUCCAUCCAUUGGCAUGGCAUUCGACAGCUUCAAACUGGGUGGGCUGAUGGGCCAGCAUAUGUAACACAAUGUCCCAUACAAACUGGCCAGAGCUAUGUGUACAACUUCACCAUUGCAGGCCAAAGAGGCACUCUUUGGUGGCAUGCACACAUAUCUUGGCUAAGAUCAACCGUGUAUGGUCCUCUUAUCAUUCUUCCCAAGCGUGGUGUUCCUUACCCAUUUUCCAAACCCUACAAGGAAGUUCCCCUCAUCUUCGGAGAGUGGUGGAAUGUAGAAACUGAGGCUGUAAUUAGCCAAGCCCUACAAACAGGAGGUGGCCCAAAUGUCUCUGAUGCUUAUACAAUCAAUGGACUUCCAGGGCCACUGUAUAACUGUUCUGUUAAAGACACAUUCAAGCUGAAAGUGAAGGCUGGGAAGACUUAUCUUCUACGUCUAAUCAAUGCUGCACUCAAUGACGAGCUUUUCUUCAGCAUUGCAAACCACAGCCUCACAGUUGUUGAAGUCGAUGCAGUUUAUGUCAAACCUUUUGAGACCAACACACUUGUCAUAGCCCCAGGACAGACAACAAAUGUUGUUCUAAACACCAAAGCCAAAUUCCCAAACGCCACAUUCUUCAUGGCCGCUAGACCAUAUGUGACUGGCCUAGGCACUUUCGACAACUCCACUGUUGCAGGAAUCCUAGAAUAUGAAUCUGAUGAAUUUCCACACAAAACCCUUUCCAUUAGAAAGCUUCCACUCUUCAAACCCCUUCUUCCUCCUCUCAAUGACACUUCCUCUGCAACAAAUUUCACAAGCAAACUCCGUAGCUUAGCAAGUGCUCAAUUCCCAGCAAAUGUCCCUCAAAAAGUCGACAAACGCUUCUUCUUCACAGUAGGCCUUGGAACAAUCCCCUGCCAACACAACAACCAAACAUGCCAAGGGCCAAAUGGAACAAUGUUCUCAGCUUCUGUUAAUAACAUAUCUUUUGCACUCCCAUCCACAGCCCUCCUCCAAGCCCACUUCUUUGGGCAAUCCAAAGGAGUUUAUUCUCCUGACUUUCCAACCAGUCCCAUAUUUCCCUUUAACUAUACGGGCACCCCACCAAACAACACAAUGGUGAGCAAUGGGACAAAGCUAGUUGUCCUGCCUUUUAACACUAGCGUGGAGCUUGUGAUUCAGGACACAAGCAUUCUUGGCGCUGAGAGCCACCCUCUCCACCUGCAUGGCUUUAAUUUCUUUGUGGUCGGGCAAGGUUUUGGGAACUUUGAUCCCAAUAACGACCCUGCAAAGUUCAAUCUUGUUGACCCUGUUGAAAGAAACACCGUGGGUAUUCCUUCCGGGGGUUGGGUGGCUAUUCGGUUUCUAGCAGAUAACCCAGGGGUUUGGUUCAUGCAUUGCCACCUGGAGGUCCACACCAGCUGGGGUUUGAGGAUGGCUUGGGUUGUCCUAGAUGGAAAGCUACCGAAUCAGAAGCUGCUUCCUCCACCGGCAGAUCUUCCCAAGUGUUGAUCUUUUGACUCACUAAUUGUUUCACUCCAUCCAGAAACUGUGCCAACGUUUUUGACCCAUUCUUUGGCAUUUGACAUGGGUUGAUUAUAUUGUAUUCAAUAAUUGCUUGAUUUGAGCUAGGGAAAGAUAAAAGAGUGGACAAUUUUUGUAACAUUCAGAUUUCUAAUGUCGAUCCAGAAGACCUUAAUCAAUAAUAUUUUCUCUCCAAUUUCAAUUUU
Molecule: messenger RNA, 2019 nt
Organism: Corylus avellana
Lineage: Eukaryota; Viridiplantae; Streptophyta; Magnoliopsida; Fagales; Betulaceae
Product: laccase-17
Biological process (GO): lignin catabolic process
Cellular component (GO): apoplast
Molecular function (GO): hydroquinone:oxygen oxidoreductase activity; copper ion binding
Source: RefSeq, a predicted model, not a curated record